Penicillium brasilianum is the source of this 588-nucleotide messenger RNA. The record is from the annotation of a GenBank genome assembly. Lineage: Eukaryota; Fungi; Ascomycota; Eurotiomycetes; Eurotiales; Aspergillaceae.
AUGACAGACACCGUCGCAACGACAGUUGUUACCUUUCUAGGCUGUGGGGUCUUCGGCACGGCAAUCUUACGUGGUGUUGUCUCGGCCCUCGAGAAGCAGCUAACGUAUCCAUAUUCGAAUGGGGCCGCCGCGAAAUCAACUCUAAAAUGUGUCUAUGCCUGCGUGCGCACCCACAGUAGUGCUCAACGCAUCAGAUACAGCAUCAGCGAGAAAGAGCACGUCAAGAUAGUGGUAGGAGAUAACGCCCAUGCCGUCCAGGCUGCAGACGUGGUGGUCCUUUGUUGCCGCCCUGGUAAUGUGGGCGUGUGUUUAGGGCCCGACCGUGUCCGCAACGCAUUGAGAGGAAAGCUCUUAAUUAGUGAUGUGGCUGGCUUGUCAAUUGCCGACCUAAGUGGCUAUUGUGGCCCUGGUCAUCAUGGUUCCGGGGAUGCGGGGGUGUACAUUGUGCGCGUAAUGGCGAACCUGGCGGCGAUGAUACAGGAAUCUAUCACCGUGGCGACAAUGCAGGAAGAACAACCAUACCGGCCGCCGCCGGCCGCUACCAACUUGGCACAAUGGAUCUUCGAGCAAGUUGGGCGUGUCAUGUGA